GAGUGAGAGCGAGAGAGGACGAGGGAAAGGGAGAGAGAAAGAAGAAGAGGAAGAAAGAGAAGUCGAGAAAGUGAACAUGAACGAGUAGUGGUUGUGCAGGAAGAAGAGGAAAAGAGUAGAAAAGGCGGAAGUUGAAGGCGGAAGUUGAAAAAAAAAAAAAAAAAAACGAGAAGAAAAGGAGAAGAAGAAGAAAAAAAAAAGCAGAGGAAGAAAAGAUAGAAGAAGAUAAGACAUAAGGAGAAAAAGAAGAAGAAAUGGGAGUAUAAGAAAAGGCAAAAGAAUAAGAAAAAAACGAAAAAGAAGAAAAAAAGAGAGAAAAAAAAGGGGGGAACAGACCCCUUCCAAAGUACCCCUGAUGCUGACACCAUGUUCAUGACGGGGCUCGUCUCCAUCACUCAUCUCCUCUCCUCCAGCAUCCCGAAUCUCACCGGCUCCUCCCACGAUGCAGGAGGAGAGGAGAGCAAAGCAGGCCUGGGGAUGGACGCGUCGGGGAUGUCGCCCUCGGCCUCGCUCCCCCCCGGCACGCCGCCCGACGAGGAGCGGCCGGGCUCGGCGCUGAGCACGGCGUCCCGGGCCUCCCGCAUCCCCGUGCUCAGCCGCUCCGCCUCGCUCAGGAUCAAGGGCUCCUCCUCGCAGGCGGUCGAGGCUAGGCCCAGAGGCGACCCUCGUCCGGGGGCGCAACCCGCCAGGGGCAUCGUCAGGUCCGCCAGCUUCGUCAGCAGCCGCGGCAUGGGGUCGCUGACGUCCCCCCCUUCGGCCUCCACGCCCCUGUCCUACCACCCCCACGCCCACCCCCUCCCUUCGGCGUCGUCCACGCCCACGGGGGCCCCGAGGAUCUACGGCAGCUCCCUCACGCCCGAAGCGCCCAGGAGGAGGUACUCCCACACCGCGGGCUCGUCCCCCCACUCGCCCUCGUCCUCGUCCUCCUACAGCUCCUCCUUCUACGCGAGAAGGUCGGCGCCCGCGGAGAGGAAGACACAUUCGUUUGCGGGCGUGGGGUCGUCGGCGUGGUACCCCAGCCUCGGAUACCACCACCACAACCACCACUUGGCUAACCACCACAACCACCACACUAACAACACCCACCGCAGGCCGAACUUCCUCCCCGUCUCGGCCGCCGCGGGCCCGCUCAGCCUGCGCGCCACGGCCUCGCAGCCCGACACGCCCUCGCGGUCGCCCGACCUGGAGGCGGACGACGUGGACUCCGUCAAGAGCUUCGGGUCGGUGUCCUCGGCCCUCAGCUGCGACGCCGCCUUCGCCUUCGGCCGCGGGUCCUCGUCGGCGUCGUCCCAGUCCCACUUCGGACACUACCAGAGCCCCUAUGCCUUCCGCCACACCGCCCCCCACGCCCACCACAGCGCCUCCUCCGGGUCGUCCACCUCUACGUGUGGCGGAGGCGGCGGGAAGGGCGGCGGGGGAGGGAGGAGCGUCAAGUACGCCCUCCACUGCCCUCACAACCACGACAACGACCCCGAGAACUACCUGACGCCCACGCAGCGCGCCGCCAGGAGGAUCCGGGAACUUAAGAGCCAGCUGGCGGAGGCGCGGCGGGAGGUGCACGUGCGCGACGCCGAGAUCUCCCGGCUGACGCGCGAGCUGGUCGAGCUGCGGCUGGUGAAGGCCAGGGCGCCGCAGCGGGAGGAGGACGAGCCGCAGGCCAGCGUAUCCGCCGCCGGCCAGAAUGCCCUCGUCUCGGAGGCGACCCCCGCCCGAAACAGUAACGCCCACAAGCGCCUGACGGUCGAGGGCGACGCUGCGUCAUCGUCAUCGUCAGCACACACGCCCAAGACCUCCGCCACGCCCUCGGAGGGAAGCGAGCCCGAACUGAGUCGCCUCAUGGACAACUUGACCAUUGAACCAUGCCUGUCAGUAUUCAUUCAUUCACCUACCCAUUUAUUCAUCUAUUCAUCUACCAUUUAUCCACCACUCAAACUAUCUUUUACAGAAAAGCAUAAGCUUUGUAUUUGUGUGACUAAGACGGAACUUGGACUGAUCCACUCCCCACCCCCUAGGUACUUCGAACUCCGGCCCAUGUAUGAUAGAAGCCAAGAGAAGAUCCGGGAGCUGGAGCGUGAGGCGGCCAAGCUGAAGGAAGAGCUGACUGAGGCCGAGCUGCGCCACCAGAAGAUGUACCUCCAGAUGUUCCUCAAGGGGCAGCAGGCGGCCAAGCUACAAGCAGAUGAUGACCAGGAUGGAGAGGAUGAAAGUCAGUCGUCGUUAUCGUCUGGGGGCCCCAUGGUCGACCUGAUGAAGCAGUUGGCACGUACGGAGGAAGAGCUCGAGAAGAUUAAGGGUGUUUCCUUCUUGCCUCCCUCACUGUCCUCCCCUGGGUUGCGAGGCCUUCCAUUGGCUUCUCUUGGUGCACCAAAGGCAGCUCUGUUGGAUGGUAAACAGGCGGUCAGUCUGUACUUCCAGGGACGGAGACAGGCCCUGUACCGACGUGAGCUCGCUUACCGUAACAACAACAACAACAACCACAAUAACCACCACAACAACAACAGUAGCUCAAGAAAUGGUGAGCUUGACCCCGAGGUCACCCUCCAGUUCCUCAAGUCAGCCAUCUACUACUUCCUAACCGACAAGGACAACUCGAGGGGACACCUGCGUGCCAUUGAGAGCAUUCUGGGCUAUUCUGACAGCGAGAGACACAACAUUGACAAAGUGGUCAAGUAGAGAGAAGGGGAGGGGAAGUAGG
This is a messenger RNA of Penaeus chinensis, 2695 nucleotides long. RefSeq names its product protein quick-to-court-like (gene qtc). The transcript has 11 exons. The record is from RefSeq and is a predicted model, not a curated record. Bases 367 to 2673 code for a protein of 768 amino acids. NCBI's taxonomy places the organism in Eukaryota, Metazoa, Arthropoda, Malacostraca, Decapoda, Penaeidae.